Carlito syrichta (Philippine tarsier) is the source of this 2550-nucleotide messenger RNA. It is a transcript of the gene USP25, whose product is annotated as ubiquitin specific peptidase 25. Gene Ontology annotation, molecular function: cysteine-type endopeptidase activity; cysteine-type deubiquitinase activity; protein binding. Gene Ontology annotation, biological process: protein deubiquitination; regulation of protein stability. The coding region runs from base 1 to 2550 and encodes 849 amino acids. The record is from RefSeq and is a predicted model, not a curated record. Lineage: Eukaryota; Metazoa; Chordata; Mammalia; Primates; Tarsiidae. Gene Ontology annotation, cellular component: cytosol; nucleus. The transcript has 20 exons.
AUGGACUGUGGAGAGCACCAGCAGACGUUUUUGAAUCAGCUGAGAGAAAUCACAGGGAUUACUGACACCCAGAUUCUGCAGCAAGCCUUGAAGGAUAGUAAUGGAAACUUGGAAUUAGCAGUGGCUUUCCUUACUGCGAAGAAUGCUAAGACCCCUCAGCAGGAGGAGACAACUUAUUACCAAACAGCACUACCUGGCAACGAUAGAUACAUCAGUGUGGGAAGUCAAGCAGAUACAAAUGUCAUUGAUCUCACAGGAGAUGAUAAAGAUGAUCUUCAGAGAGCAAUUGCCUUGAGUUUGGCGGAAUCAAACAGGGCAUUCCGGGAGACUGGGAUAACUGAUGAGGAACAAGCCAUUAGCAGAGUUCUUGAGGCUAGCAUAGCAGAAAAUAAAGCAUGUUUGAAGAGGACACCUACGGAAGUUUGGAAGGAUUCUCGAAACCCUUAUGAUAGAAAAAGACAGGACAAAGCUCCUGUUGGGCUAAAGAAUGUUGGCAAUACUUGCUGGUUUAGUGCUGUUAUUCAGUCAUUAUUCAAUCUUUUGGAAUUUAGAAGAUUAGUUUUGAAUUACAAGCCUCCAGCAAAUGCUCAAGAUUUACCCCGAAACCAAAAGGAACAUCGGAAUUUGCCUUUUAUGCGUGAGCUGAGGUAUCUAUUUGCACUUCUUGUUGGUACCAAAAGGAAAUAUGUUGAUCCAUCACGAGCAGUUGAAAUUCUUAAGGAUGCUUUCAAAUCAAAUGACUCACAGCAGCAAGACGUGAGUGAGUUUACGCACAAAUUAUUAGAUUGGUUAGAAGAUGCCUUCCAAAUGAAAGCAGAAGAAGAGACAGAUGAAGAGAAGCCAAAGAACCCCAUGGUAGAGUUGUUUUAUGGAAGAUUUCUAGCUGUGGGGGUGCUUGAAGGCAAACAAUUUGAAAACACUGAAAUGUUUGGUCAGUACCCACUUCAGGUCAAUGGGUUCAAAGAUCUGCAUGAGUGCCUAGAAGCUGCAAUGAUUGAAGGAGAAAUAGAGUCUUUACAUUCAGAGAAUUCAGGAAAAUCAGGCCAAGAGCAUUGGUUUACUGAAUUACCACCUGUGUUAACAUUUGAAUUGUCAAGAUUUGAAUUUAAUCAGGCUUUGGGAAGACCAGAAAAAAUUCACAACAAAUUAGAAUUUCCUCAAGUUUUAUAUUUGGACAGAUAUAUGCAUAGAAACAGAGAAAUAACAAGAAUUAAAAGAGAUGAGAUCAAGAGACUUAAAGAUUACCUCACAGUAUUACAACAAAGACUGGAAAGAUAUUUAAGCUAUGGUUCGGGUCCUAAACGAUUCCCCUUGGUAGAUGUUCUUCAGUAUGCCUUGGAAUUUGCUUCAAGUAAACCUGUUUGCACUUCUCCUGUUGAUGAUAUUGAUGCUAGUUCCCCACCUGGUGGUUCCAUACCAUCACAGACAUUACCAAGCACAACAGAACAACAGGGAAUUCCUUCUUCAGAACUGCCAAGCACAUCACCUGCACCAAUUGGUACUGUUUCAUCGAGAUCCAUGAUACACAAACCAUUCACUCAGUCCCGGAUACCUCCAGAUUUGCCCAUGCAUCCAGCACCAAGGCACAUAACAGAAGAAGAACUUUCUGUGCUAGAAAGCUGUUUACAUCGUUGGAGGACAGAAAUAGAAAAUGACACCAGAGAUUUACAGGAAAGCAUAUCCAGAAUCCAUCGAACAAUUGAACUAAUGUACUCUGACAAAACUAUGAUCCAAGUUCCUUAUCGCUUGCAUGCUGUUUUAGUUCACGAAGGCCAAGCCAAUGCUGGGCACUAUUGGGCAUACAUUUUUGACCAUCGUGAAAGCAGGUGGAUGAAGUACAAUGAUAUUGCUGUGACAAAAUCAUCAUGGGAAGAGCUAGUAAGGGACUCUUUUGGUGGUUAUAGAAAUGCCAGUGCAUACUGUUUAAUGUACAUAAAUGAUAAAGCACAAUUCUUAAUACAAGAGGAGUUUAAUAAAGAAACUGGACAGGCCCUUGUUGGAAUGGAAACGUUACCACCAGACUUAAGAGAUUUUGUUGAGGAAGAUAACCAACGAUUUGAAAGAGAAUUAGAAGAAUGGGAUGCACAACUUGCCCAGAGAGCUUUGCAGGAAAAGCUUUUAGCAUCUCAGAAACUGAGGGAGUUAGAGUCUUCUGCAACAACAGCACCACAAGCAGGAGAACCAGAAUAUCUAGAGCAGCCAUCAAGAAGUGAUUUCUCAAAGCACUUGAAAGAAGAAACUAUUCGAGUAAUUACCAAGGCAUCACAUGAGCAUGAAGAUAAAAGUCCUGAAACAGUUUUGCAGUCGAAACCUGAAAAUACCACAAGCCAACCACCUUCUAAUCAGCAAGUUAUAGAGGUCGCGAUUCCUCAUGUAGGGAAAUUUAUGAUUGACUCAAAGGAGGGGGGGUAUGAUGAUGAGAUCAUGAUGACACCGAAUAUGCAAGGUAUUAUCAUGGCAAUAGGUAAAUCCAGGAAUGUAUAUGACAGAUGUGGUCCUGAAGCAGGGUUCUUUAAGGUACAAUUAACAUUUCUGUUUUCCUUUUUUUGA